Messenger RNA from Saitoella complicata NRRL Y-17804, 1526 nucleotides. Its product is annotated as UPF0075-domain-containing protein. NCBI's taxonomy places the organism in Eukaryota, Fungi, Ascomycota, Saitoellomycetes, Saitoellales, Saitoellaceae. Gene Ontology annotation, molecular function: ATP binding; phosphotransferase activity, alcohol group as acceptor. The transcript has a single exon. Bases 184 to 1512 code for a protein of 442 amino acids. The record is from RefSeq and is a predicted model, not a curated record. Gene Ontology annotation, biological process: amino sugar metabolic process; peptidoglycan turnover.
AGCGCCCCGUUUUUUUUCUGAAGUCUCCGCCCCGGAGUGGAUUAUCCGGGGUCCCACAGUUUCCUGGGGUGGGCCCGCGCGCGACUCUGCCACCCGUUCCGAGAGCGUAUAAAAAACCCAGACUCCCCCCUCCCUCCGACCUCUUGAUCCCCAUCCCAGCUUACUUCCUCAAAGCAAGACAAGAUGACUGCCGAAAACAAGCCCCUCGACAUCACCGUUCUCGGUCUCAACUCCGGUACCUCCAUGGACGGUGUUGACUGUGCUCUCUGCCGUUUCCGUCAGGACUCCCCCACCUCCCCCCUCAAGUUCGAGCUCGUCAAGUACGGAGAGGUUCCCCUUCCUCAGUGGAUCAAGAAGCCCAUCAUGCGCAUGAUCCUCGAGAACAAGACCACCCCCGAGGAGCUCUCCCAGAUCAACGUCCAGCUCGGUAACGUCUUCGCCGACGCCGUUGAGCAGUUCAUGAAGGAGUCCGACCUCCCCGUCGACAUGAUCGAUGUUGUUGCCUCCCACGGUCAGACCAUCUGGCUCUUGUCCAUGCCCGAGGAGGGUCAGACCAAGUCCGCUUUGACCAUGGCUGAGGGUUCCAUCCUCAUGAACCGCCUCAAGCGUACCGCCGUCACCGACUUCCGUAUCUCUGAGCAGGCUAUCGGCCGUCAGGGUGCCCCCAUGAUCGCCUUCUUCGACGCCCUCCUCCUCCACCACCCCACCAAGCUCAGGGCUUGCCAGAACAUCGGUGGUAUCGCCAACGUCUGCUUCAUCCUCCCCGACUCCCACGGUGGUGUCGAGCAGACCUACGACUUCGACACUGGACCGGGUAACGUCUUCAUUGACGCCGCUGUCCGUUACUUCACCAACGGUGAGCGCGAGUACGACCGCGACGGUGAGAUGGGUGCCCGCGGUAAGGUCGACCAGGAGAUCGUCGACGAGUUCUUGCAGAUGAAGUACUUCAAGUUCGACCCCCCCAAGACCACCGGUCGUGAGGUCUUCCGCGACUCCAUCGCCCACGAGUUGAUCGACAAGUGUUUGGCCAAGGGUAUGUCCGCCGAUGACACCGUUGCUACCAUCACCCGUAUCACUGCUGCCGCCAUCGUUGACCACUACAAGCGUUACGCUCCCGAGGGUCUCGAGAUCGACACCAUCUACAUGUGUGGUGGUGGUGCUUACAACCCCAACAUCACCAAGUUCCUCCAGGAGAACUACCCCAACACCCGCAUUUGCAUGCUCGACGAGGCCAAGGUCCCCGGUGGUGCCAAGGAGUCCGUCACCUUCGCUUUCCAGGGUAUGGAGGCCGUCCUCGGACGUCCUCUCCUCGUCCCCCAGCGCGUCGAGAACCGCAUCCCGACCAUCGUUGGUAAGAUCGCUCCCGGUCCUAACUUCCGUGAGAUCAUGACCAAGACCAUCGACUUCGGUCGUGGCUUCGAGGAGGAGAACGGUUACCUCCCCGCUGUCAAGGAGAUGGUUGUCGUUGACUCUGAGGGUAAGGUCAUUGGUGAGAACCAGCUCAAGAACUAAGUGUUCCAUUGCGC